This is a messenger RNA of Ochotona princeps (American pika), 3983 nucleotides long. RefSeq names its product colony stimulating factor 2 receptor subunit beta (gene CSF2RB). Gene Ontology annotation, biological process: cytokine-mediated signaling pathway. Lineage: Eukaryota; Metazoa; Chordata; Mammalia; Lagomorpha; Ochotonidae. The record is from RefSeq and is a predicted model, not a curated record. Gene Ontology annotation, cellular component: membrane; external side of plasma membrane. Gene Ontology annotation, molecular function: protein binding; cytokine receptor activity. The coding region runs from base 322 to 3084 and encodes 920 amino acids. The transcript is spliced from 15 exons.
UUAGCACCGCAGCUGCAGUUGCCUGAAUAACCCACGAUGGACCCUGUCCACCCUCAGCCUCUGCUUCUGAUCUAGUUUCUACCCGACACACAUGGGCUUUUAGCCAGGAUCAAUCCAGCUUAUGGCACUGAUAAAUAGGAAGCGUGUGAGGCUGCCAGCUGAACUCUGAGGAAGGCAGCUUUGGUGCCCGAACACAGGCCCCGUGAAGGCAGUGGCCAGAAGGAGGAAUCACUGUGAGAGCUGAAGACAUGGGGCUGUUCUGGCCCCCACCUGGGCAGGGGCACAAGAUGCCCUGGCCGUGAGGGCUCCUUCCCUGCCUACAUGCAAGUCAAGUCCACCUGCACGGGGACCUGCAUGUCCAGAGCUGGCCAGAAGAUGGCGCUAACCCCCAGACCGCUCCAUGCUGCCCUGCUGGUUCUGUGCUGGAGGUUCAGCAUGGCAAAUGCAGAAACCAUCCCACUGCAGACCCUGAGCUGCUAUAAUGACUACACCAGUUGCCUGGUCUGCAGGUGGGCGGACACCGAGGAUGCUGGGCGACUCAUCACUAUGACCCUCCACCGCAGCUUGAACAAUUCCCCUCCAGAGCCAGUGUCCUGUAACAUCAGCGAUGACAUGCCCUGGUCCCAGUGCCCCUCUGACCGCUGCGUGCCCAGGAAAUGUGUCAUUCCCUACCAGCAAUUUGUCCUCGCCGACAAUGAUGCCUUCUCAUUCCAACCAGACAGACCUCUAGGAAUCCAGCUCAUGGUCACGCUGACCCAGCACGUCCAGCCACCCCCUCCCACCAACCUGCAGAUCAUUGCCACUGGGGACUACUUCCUGCUGAACUGGAGCACGGCCGUGAACGAGUCCCAGAGCUCCUGGCUGUCCUCAGAGGCCUUGGAGUUUGAGGUGCUUUACAAGCGGCUCCACGACUCCUGGGAGGAAGCCUCCAGCCUCGUGGCUAACUCCUCCCAGGUCAUUCUGGACCCAGAGCACCUCUGGCCUAGCAGCACUUAUGUGGCCCGAGUACGGACCCGACUGGCCCCAGAUGGGGUAAUUUCGGGGCGACCUAGCGAGUGGAGCCCAGAGAUCCAGUGGGACUCGCAACCAGGGGAUGAAGCCCAGCCACAAAACCUGCAGUGUUUCUUCAACGGGGCCCAUGAGCUCACCUGCUCCUGGGAGGUGAGGUCCCAAGUGACCAGCUCCGUGUCCUUCGGCCUCUUCUACAAGGCCAGCCCUGAUGCAAUGGAGGAAGAAUGCUCUCCAGUGCUCCCAGAGAAGCUGCAUGGCCUCUACACCCGGUUCUGCUGCCGUAUCCCUGUGCCUAACCCCCACACCCAUGGCCACUACACCCUCUCAGUUAGGCCCAGGAAAGAAGAGAAAUUCAUCAAGAGUUCAGACCACAUUCAGAUGGCCCGCCCCACCCUCAGUGUCACCAAAGAAGGGGACAGCUUCAGCCUGCGCUGGAAGGCCCAGCAGAUGUCCUACAGCCACAUUGAGCACACUUUCCAGAUCCAGUACAGAAAGGACACGGCCACAUGGGAGGACAGCAGGACGGAGAGCGUGCAGAAUGCCCACGGCAUGACCCUGACAGCUCUGGAGCCCUCCACCAAGUACUGGGCCCGAGUGAGGGUCCGGCCCACCCCUGGCGGCUACAAUGGGAUCUGGAGCGAGUGGAGUAAUGAGCAAUCCUGGACCACUGAGUGGGUGCUGCCUGCAUGGGUGCUGGCCUUUGUCCUGGUCAUCAUCACCGUGGCCUUCCUGCUAGCUCUGCGCUUCAGUGGCACCUAUGGGUACAGGCUGACACAGAAGUGGAAGGAGAAAAUCCCCAGUCCCAGGAAGAGCCACCUGUUCCAGAAUGGCAGUGCACGGCUCCGCCUCCCUGACAGCACCUGGGCCUUCCCCAACAGGAGCUCCCUAUGCCAGGGGCCCUGGGGCAGCCACCUCCCUGAGCCUGAGGGGCCAUUCUCCACUGAUUUCAGAAUCAGCGAAGUGUCCCCCCUGACCAUAGAGGACCCUAAAGAGCUUCAUGAACCAUCACAACCUGGGCCUGAUACCAUCCCUGCCACUCUGAAUCUGCCCACGGAGCCACUUGCAGGGACCCAACUCAGCCCACCAGCCACCUCUAGCAGCCCUAGCAGCCCUAGCAGCCCUGGCAGCCCUGACAGCCAGGCUUCUAGCUUCGAUUUCAGUGGCUCCUACUUAGGGUCCCCCCACAGCUGCUCUCUGCCUGACAUGUCUGGCCAGCUGGGAAACUCAGAGCCAUCCAGAAGGAGCCAGAAGUCCUUGCCUUCAGGCUCCCUGGAGUACCUGUGUCUACCUCCUGGAGGACAGGUGCAACUGGUCCCGCUGGCCCAGGUGUUGGGGCAGAGCCAGGCCAAGUUGGUGCAGCAGGAACGCAGCCUGGAGGCUCUGGGGAGUCCCACCCUGGAGUCAGAUGGACAUCCUGCCCCUCCCACACCUGGGCCAAGGGAGGAUGAACAGGCCCCCAAGGAUAGACCAGAGGCUCCGCCUGUGGGUUCUGGUUAUGUCACCCCUGCUGACCUGGCACUCACCCUGCCCUCAGCAGCCCCGCUAGUCUCCCUGCCUCUCUCUCCGGGCCUUCCCCUGCUUCUAUCUCCGGGGCAUCAGAACCCUAGCCUCUGCCCUGGGCUGGCCAGUGAACCCCCUGGAACCCUAGACCCUGGGAAGCCAGGGUUUGAGGGCUACGUGGCACUCCCUCCCUGCACAAGCCUGCAUCCCAAGUGCCCUGUGGCCAGCACUGCCCCUUCCGCAAUCAGCAGUGCUGCCCAGAGCCCUGCAGAGCCUCGGGGGGAUGUGACCUCAGCCUCGCCCCACUCUGAGGGGCUCCUGGUCCUGCAGCAGGUGGGUGACUACUGCUUCCUCCCUGGCCUGGGACUGGGACCUCCCUCAUGGCGGAGUCAACCCUCUUCCCCUGGACCCUGCCCUGAGAUUGGGGCCCCAGAGCAAGUUCUGGGGGACAAGAAGCCCCCAGGCCCAUCCACACCCCAAGUGCCAGCCAUUCAGCUCUUCAAGGCCCUGAAACAGCAGGACUGCACGUCCCUGCCUCCAUGGGAGAUGGGCAGGCCCGAGCAGGUGUGCUGAUAGGCUGCGAGCCUGCGCAGCCACCCAGCCACUUCUAGGAAGCUGAGGCAGGGUGGGAGGGUGCUCCACCAAACCUUCCCCCAUGCAUUGGCCUUUUAAGUUAACUUAUUUUCGCAUUCCGAGUUAUUCCAGUUCACGGUGCCUACUUGGGCCGCCUCCAGCACCUUAUUUUUGUCGCCAAAUUUUCUUGUCAUUAUCUUCCCACUGAUCUUGUAUUUGAGUGAGGUUGGGGCCAAAACUGAACCCCAGUGUUACCAAGAAGCCAGAUCAGGUGGAAUUUCAUUCAACACCUGGGGCAGCUGCUUGUCCCAGGAACCACAGAACAGGUACACACACGUCUCACAUUCUAGCCCAAGAAGGCAGGGGACCCCAGAGGAGUCCCUCGGGGAUCAGAGUCUGACUGAGCCCCAGAGGCUGGGUAGUUCCAGAGCACCUGCUGGUCCCUGGGGAGGUGGCCGGGCAGGAAAUGGGAAGAUGUCUCCUGCAGAAAAGCCCUUAACAUCACCGACGUGGGCAGUGUGGGUUAGCAGCCACACUGGGGGUCAGGCUGGUAGGACCUGUAAGGUGGAGGGUGAGGGUGGACAGAGCAAGUGCGAGGAAGAAUGUGGAACCUGCAUGAGUCCAGCUACGGUGGAGAAGACCUACUCAACCAAGGAGAGAAGGGGAAUGACCAGUUGGCACCCACACCUGUGUGUAAAAACUUUGAACCUAACCAGCCCAGCUGCCCAACGUCCUUAAGGAACAUCCAAAACAGGCUGGCCCUCUGGCCUUGGCCGGUGGGGUGCUGGGCUGUAGGAUCCCUGUCUGGUCCCUCUCUGGGCCUUGUUAGUACGAUUCUUUCAACUCUGUCUCUCUGGUUCACAACAAACCAUGGCAUUAAAAUGUUGUCAUUUGCAUUA